[Candida] anglica is the source of this 828-nucleotide messenger RNA. The record is from the annotation of a GenBank genome assembly. NCBI's taxonomy places the organism in Eukaryota, Fungi, Ascomycota, Pichiomycetes, Serinales, Debaryomycetaceae.
AUUAAUUGUAUUAAGAAUAGACUUUUAUGAAGAGUUACGUGAUAAUGCAUCAGAACCCCGCAAUAUCCACAGUAAUUUCUACACAGUUUCAGCCAUUGCUGACAGAAGGGGGAAGUGGUUCUGUGAUUAAUAUCAGAAAGGGGGUAUAAUAAUAUAAAAGAAGGAAAAGUUUUAGGAGAACGUUAUGGAAAAAAGUUCUGCUACACUACCAAAUUUAAUUCAUUGACAUUAAUAUGUCUUUAAUUAAAGGAAUUGAAUCAGCAAAUGCUGAGUAUUCUGACAAGUUUACCAAAGGUGACUUGUCACUUCCACCAGCCAAAAAGGCUGUAAUUAUUCAUUGCAUGGAUGCAAGAAUUGAUCCUUCAACUUCAUUAGGAUUCCAAGAAGGUGACGUACACGUUAUUAGAAACGCAGGCGGACGGGCGUCGGAUGCACUCAGGAGUGUAAUAAUCUCACAAAGGUUACUUGGAACACGCGAGAUUAUAAUUUUACAUCAUACAGACUGUGGGAUGUUGACUUUCACCGAUGAUAAACUACGCAACAUUCUUAAAGAAGAAACAGGUCAAUCUGUGGACCAUAUUUCAUUUCUUCCAUUUGGCGACUUGAAACAAAGUGUGCUUGACGACGUCAAGUUUUUACAAGAUAAUCCGCUUGUACUUGACGUUCCCAUCACAGGCUACAUUUACGACGUCAAAACGGGGAAGAUCCACAAAGUUGAUCGCUAAUAUAUAUUUUUUAUUUUAAUAUUAGCGGAAGUUAAUGGGUACGUUUUCAAUAUUAUUAGUUAGUUAUGAGUCAAAUAUUACACACAAAUAGCCACUUUAAACU